CUUUGGUUUAGUGAAGCCGAAUGGUUUAGAUACGACAAAAACGGAUAUUAGUUGCGUUAAUUUGAUACACCUUAAAUCUAAAAUUCAGGGUCUGUCCGCAGGUAACAGUGUGGUCGCGUUUAUCAGAAAUAAUGGGAGACUAGUGUCUGUCGCACAGAUUCAAGAGGACCAAGAUGGGAGAAGAUUCACAGGGAAACUGAACAGACAUGCCCCAGCUCCUGUUGAUUGCCUGAAUCUGAAGAAGACUGUUUUGAUUUCAUGUGGAGGAGAACAUACUGCCGUUCUGACAAAGGGAGGUGUGGUGUUUACAUUUGGCUCAGACCGCUAUGGACAGCUUGGACACAACUUUCUCCGAGAUGAACUACGUCCUUGAGUGGUGGGGCAACUCUGGGGGUCAAAGGUGACCCAGAUAGCCUGUGGAAGACACCACACAUUAGCAUUUGUCAGGCCCUCCAAUAAGAUCUACUCAUUUGGGUGCGGAGAGCAAGGGCAGCUGGGAAAUGGAGUAAAGAUUGAUCAGUCUGUGCCCCUUCCAGUACAACUGCCAGACCAGAUUGAUGACCAGAAAAUGGAACACAUUUUUGCUGGAGGAAACCAUUCCUUUGCAUUGUGCACUCUUGGUCAGGAGUCUGAAGAAAGGUCUAACAAUCUCAGGUCAAGUGUGGGCAAAGUGACACAACAAACUAUAGAUGAAGAAAUCAUUGACAAAUGGAUCUCAGAAUGUGAUUCAAAAUCAUGGAAAAAAGGACAGAAGGAUAUCACCAAAAUGUUUUCUUCUGCAUCAUGUUUAAAUGGGAGUUUUCUUGAUAAAAGUUGUGACAAACAUUACCAAACCUCACCAAAACAGUCUGGCCUGGAUUUUUCACUUGUCCAAGGCGCAUUCCGGAAGCUGGCGAAAAAGGACAAAGUUUUGACUGAGGUUGAAGCUGUUGUCCAGCACACACUGCUUCCCUCCCUGUAUGAGGAGCCCAUUGGAGUGGAGGGCUUGAGGGUCUACCUGGUUCUCCCUGAGCUCCUGAGGGUCCUUCACAAACAGCACAGAAGGACAGAUCUCACCAAAGCCGUUGCUGCUGCUAUCCUCAGACUGCACCCCGACAAGCUGCAGGUCCUCGUUGACUGGUGGUCCUCACUGAAGCUCUCUGUCGCGACCAAGCACAUUAGGAUGUGGAAGAAGGCCCUAUCGGUGAUUCUGACAACUACCCAUCUCCGCACCCCUGGCCUCAAACACCUGUUCCAGGUCCUCGACCAUCUCCACAGAGCAAACCAAAAGGCUGGUGGGGCCCAGAUUGUUCCCGACAGUUCUUUUUGUUUGGAGGAUACUGAGUUCCAUCCCAUGUUCCUAGAGGAAGAUGUGAAGCUUUGGCGUUCAUUGUCAAAGCAGGAUCAGACAACUGCCAUCUUUUGUCGUUACCCAUUCUUGAUGAAUCUGCAGAGCAAGAUAAACGUUUUUAACAUCAAUGCUGCACUCACAAAGAAUCCCCCUAACAAUCGCCAAAGGACUGGCAUGUGGCCUUUUGACAUGUUCCCCGUGGCGGCUCCUGCUCCGUUCUUUGAGCUGAGGCUGAGGAGAGCAUCACUCAUCGAAGACACUUUCCAUCAACUGAGUGUAGCAUAUCACAGUACCUUCAAGAGGUCCAUUGUGGUGUAUUUCGACGAGGAUGCGACGCUGACAGCUGUCUACAAAAGGGACUACUUCCUCCAUUUGUUUGAUAAGCUGUUGGUUCCCGAAUCUGGGAUGUUCAUGUACAACGACACCAACACGCUGGCCUGGUUCCCUGCAAUGCCUAGAGUGGAGGAGAAGCGUUAUUUCCUGUUUGGGGUUCUGUGUGGGAUGGCCCUGUACAACAACAACAUGGUGCACCUCCCCUUCCCCAUGGCCUUCUUCAAGAAGCUGGUGAACAUCAAGCCCUCUUUAGAGGACCUGAGAGAGUUUAGCCCCAUUGAAGCUGGGAGUUUGCAGUACAUCUUGGAUUACCCUGAUGAUGAUGUUGAAAACAUGGACAUGACUUUCUCAGUGAUGUGGGGUGACGUAGUGGUGGAACUUGAUCCUAAAGAAACUGGAAAACUCGUCACAAGUGCUAACAAGAAGGAGUUUGUUGACACCUAUGUGAACUACAUCUUCAACCAGUCAGUAGAGGUGGUGUUUGAAGAGUUCAGGAAAGGCUUCUUCAAGGUGUGUGACAUGGAUGUGGUGGAGUUCUUCCAGCCAGAGGAACUGAGGGGAGUGAUGGUUGGGAAGGAGAACUUCGACUGGGAAACGCUGAAACAGAACACUGUAGGAGAGUACCAUGCUGGGCAUCCCAACAUCGUCACAUUCUGGGAGGUGUUUGAGGAACUGACAGAGGAUCAAAAGAAAGCGUUCCUGUUGUUCCUGACUGGCUGUGAUCGUGUGCCCAUCCUGGGUAUGAACCAGAUCAGGAUGAGGGUCCAAACCCUUCUCAACUCCUCCCAACAGCAUUUUCCAGAGGCGCUGACCUGUCACUCUCUGUUGCAGCUGCCCAUCUACCCCUCCAAAGAGACACUACAGAGCAGGCUUAUAGAGGCUGUUGGCCACAACAGAGGCUUCUGGAAUGAAUAAUGGGUGUAUAGUGUUGCUGCUGUAUAUACUCCUCUCCUGAGUUCAUCUUUUCAUUGUUCUAUAGUUGGGUUUAAGAUUUGGAUUGUUUUAAUGUAGGGUUGUAUUUCAAAUCCUAACUUGAGAUCUGUGUGGUACUAUGACAUUAUCAUAUUGCAUUCAUCAAAUGUUAUUAAAAUAUUUAUAAAUCAACAA
Salmo salar (Atlantic salmon) is the source of this 2770-nucleotide messenger RNA. RefSeq names its product putative E3 ubiquitin-protein ligase HERC3. Gene Ontology annotation, molecular function: ubiquitin protein ligase activity. The record is from RefSeq and is a predicted model, not a curated record. Gene Ontology annotation, biological process: protein polyubiquitination. NCBI's taxonomy places the organism in Eukaryota, Metazoa, Chordata, Actinopteri, Salmoniformes, Salmonidae.